This is a messenger RNA of Exaiptasia diaphana, 1465 nucleotides long. Its product is annotated as 2-deoxy-scyllo-inosamine dehydrogenase. Lineage: Eukaryota; Metazoa; Cnidaria; Anthozoa; Actiniaria; Aiptasiidae. Bases 91 to 1104 code for a protein of 337 amino acids. The record is from RefSeq and is a predicted model, not a curated record. The transcript is spliced from 3 exons.
GAAUUUUUGAAAUCAGUUCGAAAGAUUCYUGUAUUCUCAAAAACGUGUUUUCUUCUACUUAAUACAUCGCUGUACAACAGUUACUAGACCAUGAGAGGAGUUUGUGUAGACACAGCAAAGACAGCCGAUAAUGGCACAGGUGCGAUCAUGAAGGAAAUGCCCAAACCAAUCCCCAAGGAUGAUGAAGCUUUGAUCAAGAUCUUGCGAGUGGGGAUUUGUAACACAGAUCUUGAGAUAUUAAAAGGGUACAUGGGUUUCACUGGUGUCAUUGGUCAUGAGUUUGUUGGAGUUGUUGAAAAAGUCUCGGCAAACAGUYAUGGCAUCAAACMAAACCAAAGGGUAGUCGGAGARAUCAACUUGGCUUGCUUAAGCUGUGAYGUAUGUGAAGACAGACAGUCAAUACUAUGCCGUAAUCACUGCCCUAAUCGCACGGUGCUAGGAAUUCUCCAUAAAGAUGGUUGCUAUGCYGAUUACAUCACGUUGCCAGUGAGAAACCUAUUACCAGUCCCUGACUCUGUCACAGAUCAGCAAGCUUGUUUCAUAGAACCUCUAGCAGCUGCAUGCCGUAUUGUUGAGCAGAAGCUAGUGCAACCCAGGCAGAGAGUAGCCAUAAUAGGCGAUGGUAAACUUGGAUUGCUUAUCACCGAAGUAUUAGCUGCACAAGACUGUUCGGAAGUUGUCUUAUUUGGUCGACAUGAAGAAAAACUAUCACUUGURCCAAAAAAUGUCACAACUCARCUUGUCCCRAAAGAUGAAACUAUGCCYGAGUUUAGUGACACUUUUGAUGUAUGUGUUGAAGCYUCUGGAAGUCCCCAGGGACUGAUUUUAGCRGGGGARAUUACACGUUCUCUGGGGACUAUAGUCCUGAARACWACCUGUGCUGUGGGCACUUCWGGUCUCAAUAUGGCACCUUUUGUUGUGAAGGAGUUGAAAAUCAUUGGUUCUCGUUGUGGGCCGUUUCAGGCUGCUAUUGAUGUGCUUAAGGGGGGUCAUGUGAAUGUUGACAAAUUGCUGACAAAGGCUUAUCCAUUCUCGCAAUGCUUUGAAGCAAUUGAACAUGCAAAGAAGAAAGGAACAUUAAAGAUUCAACUGAUUAUAGACUAGACAACAAACAAUGAAACUGAAAUUGAAUUUUUUACAGGUAAAUUUUGUUSACAAACACAAUUUUUUUAGAAAUUCCAUAAUUAAGAUAAAAUUUUAAACUGUUCAGUCUUACUCCUGAAAUAUUAUCGAUUGUGAUUUCUCGAUAAAAAGAGACAUUUGUAUAUGAUUUUAAUAUGUUAAAUAAGGAUAAAAAUGUGUUUUUUUAAGUUGAUAUCUUUAUAUGUUCCACAGAACUGGAACAACAAUAAGUGAAUAGAAUAGUGAAUGAAACGAAGAUUAUAAUGGGAACAAACAGAUAAAAUGAUAAAAACAAUUGAAUACAUGAUAAAUUAGAACAAUGCAAUUAAAGUACUCAAGAAUA